AUUUCUUUUCUCAAUUUAUGAUGCCCAUUGUUGUUGAUUGCGGUGCCAAUACUUGUAAAGUAGGCUUUGUCAAUGAAGAUCAGCCUUGUGCUAUAUUUGAACCAUUUGUUAGCCAAGCAAAGCCAAGAAGAGAACUGCUCAAUAGCUCCAAUGCAUGCUAUGUAGGUAAUCAGUUGUCUAGAAGACGUGACGUGUUCCCUCUAGCAUCUUCUCCUAUUCAAAAUGGCAUUAUUCAGGAUUGGCAUGCUAUGGAAGAAAUUUUUAAGUACAUCUUUUUUGAUGAACUCGACGUGGAUCCUUUGCAUCAAACAGUAAUCUUGUCAGAGCCAUCUCUCAAUCCGCUCAAGCAAAGAGAGAGAAUGGUUGAAAUGUUGUUUGAAGUAUUUCAUAUUCCAGCUUUAUAUAUUGCAAGCCAAUCUAUGUUGGCACUUUACAGUAGUGGCAAAACAACGGGAAUUGUAGUUGAUUCUGGUGAUAGUAUGACCAGUGUUGUUCCUAUAUAUGAAGGUUACACUGUUCAGAAUGGUAUACAACAACAGGAUAUUUCUGGAAAGCAUUUGGAACAGUAUUUAGCAAGACAAAAGUUGUUAUGGAAGAAAGGAUAUCGCUUCGGCCUUCAUCAUAGAGAAAACGAUAUCAUAAGAACUAUGAAAGAAAAUUCUUGUUACAUUGCAUUAGACUAUCAGAAAGAAAUGGAACACUUUAAACAGGGCAAAUUGAAAGGAAAAUGCUUUCAAUUACCGGAUGAUAGCCAAAUUACUUUGGACAUUGAAUGUUUUCAAUGUCCUGAAAUGUUGUUUCAUCCACAACUAGUGGGUAUACAGUCUUAUGGGUUGAUUGAUAUGGUUUGUAAAUGCAUUCAAGAAAUUCCAUACAACAUACGAAAGGAUCUGUGGAAUAAUAUUGUCCUAUCCGGAGGAAGCAUGAUGAUAACGGGAAUUCAAGAUAGACUCAAGAAAGAUUUAAAAAAUAACAUUCCAUCCACUGCUGCAUUUCAUAUCUUUCGUCUACCAGAUGCUCGAUUGUCAACCUGGUUAGGAGGUUCCAUUUUAGGCAAUCUCCCAUCUUUUGAAAAAAUAUGUAUGACUUUGGAAGAGUAUCAUGAACUAGGAGCUGCAAUGAUUCAUGAAAGAUGCUUCUAGUGUAGAAUUCAUAAAAAGGAAUGUGAAUAAACUCAAAUUUCCGUCA
Galdieria sulphuraria is the source of this 1188-nucleotide messenger RNA. Its product is annotated as actin. The record is from RefSeq and is a predicted model, not a curated record. Bases 18 to 1142 code for a protein of 374 amino acids. The transcript is spliced from 4 exons. NCBI's taxonomy places the organism in Eukaryota, Rhodophyta, Bangiophyceae, Galdieriales, Galdieriaceae.